AUGGGAACAGCUCCAAUGGAUCCCCGCAGCACCACAACCGACUUGACGACACCUUCUCAUCCUGUAUACCCCUUCUAUUCGGCUUCUUGUCCCUGGGGAAUUUCCAAGCGCUAUCCGAAUCGGCUUUCCGGUGUCUCGCCGCCGAUGGGAAACCCAGCAAAGAGGGCUAUGACGCCUGUAUCUCUCGUAAGGAUCAAAGAAAUUUUCUACGAUUCAUCGUCUUUCAUUUCUUUAAUUUAG
Talaromyces marneffei is the source of this 240-nucleotide messenger RNA. RefSeq lists its product as uncharacterized. NCBI's taxonomy places the organism in Eukaryota, Fungi, Ascomycota, Eurotiomycetes, Eurotiales, Trichocomaceae. Bases 1 to 240 code for a protein of 79 amino acids. The transcript has 2 exons. The record is from RefSeq and is a predicted model, not a curated record.